This is a messenger RNA of Eimeria necatrix, 363 nucleotides long. RefSeq lists its product as hypothetical. Bases 1 to 363 code for a protein of 120 amino acids. Lineage: Eukaryota; Apicomplexa; Conoidasida; Eucoccidiorida; Eimeriidae. The record is from RefSeq and is a predicted model, not a curated record. The transcript has a single exon.
AUGGCUCAGCCCAGCCAGCCGCACCCCGAGACCCUAACCCCAGAAACAGCAGCAGCAGCAGCAGCAGCAGCAGCCGGCGAAAGCCGCCAAGGACCAGCGGCGGACCAGCGGCGGACCAGCGGCGGACCAGCAGCAGCGCAGCAGCAGCGCAGCAGCAGCGCAGCAGCAGCUGCGGACCCAGAGAAAGGGGAAGAGAAGCAGCAAGAGGCAGCAGCAAGGCGAAAGAAAGCAAAAGAAACGCCGCAAAAGGGAAAACGAACAGCAGCAAACGCGAAACGCAGCAGCAAGAGCGGCGCAGCCGCGCGAGCCCGCGCGUCGGCCGCGGCGAGUCGGAGGCGGAACAAACGCGAAACUCGGAGUUAA